Eublepharis macularius is the source of this 6580-nucleotide messenger RNA. RefSeq names its product RAR related orphan receptor C (gene RORC). The transcript is spliced from 11 exons. The coding region runs from base 76 to 1671 and encodes 531 amino acids. Gene Ontology annotation, biological process: regulation of transcription by RNA polymerase II. NCBI's taxonomy places the organism in Eukaryota, Metazoa, Chordata, Lepidosauria, Squamata, Eublepharidae. Gene Ontology annotation, molecular function: nuclear receptor activity; zinc ion binding; RNA polymerase II cis-regulatory region sequence-specific DNA binding. Gene Ontology annotation, cellular component: nucleus. The record is from RefSeq and is a predicted model, not a curated record.
CCGGGUGCCCUCCCGAGCGCCGGCCGCCGCCGCCACAGCUCCCCGGCCGCCCAGGCGCGCAGGCGGCGCGGCUCCAUGGAGCCCUGCACCAGCGGCGCCGGCCCCGGCGCGCCCAAGCGGGGCAGCCCCGGCGCGGCCAGAGGACCUUCAACAAUGAAGAAGACGCAUACGUCCCAGAUAGAGGUGAUCCCUUGCAAGAUCUGCGGUGACAAAUCCUCCGGGAUCCACUAUGGAGUCAUCACCUGCGAAGGCUGCAAGGGUUUCUUCCGGCGCAGCCAGCAAGGAAACGUGACCUACUCUUGCACCAGGCAGCAGAACUGCCAGAUCGACCGCACCAGCCGCAACCGGUGCCAACACUGCCGCCUGCAGAAAUGUCUCAGCUUAGGCAUGUCCCGAGAUGCUGUCAAAUUUGGCCGCAUGUCCAAGAAGCAACGGGACAGCCUUCACGCUGAGGUGCAGAAGCAGCUGCAGCAGCAGGCGCAGGGAGGCGAGGCAGGGGCUUCAGCCUACUCCUUGGGAGUAGCCAACGGGCAGCUGAAGCUGGCCCCCUCACCUGACCUCCUGGAGGCUUCGGCCUGCUCCACAGGCUUGCUGAACGGGCAGGCCCGCCUCAGCCAGUCUCCAGAGGAGACGAUGGCCCUGACCUAUUCGAAUGGGCUCGUCAAGGCCCAGAGCCUCCUCAGUGAGGACCUACGGGCCCCCUUUGCCAAGGAGUACAGCCCCGAGCGCAUCAAGAUGGAGGGCAGGGGGAGUGUCUAUUACGCCCUGGAGACGCAGGCGUCGCCGGAGCUGCUGCGUACGGAAGUCAACGGGAUGAAGCGGCCAGCGGGGAGUGAGAUCAGCAGUGAAAAUCUCGACUUCUGCAUGGCCCCCAGCUUUACCAGUCUCUUGGAGUCUCCCAACUCAUCCUUGACUGAGAUUGAGCAUCUCACCCAGAAUGUCCUCAAGUCCUACCGGGAAACCUGCCAGCUACGCGUGGAAGACCUCCAGCUCCUGCGCUGGGAAGCAUUCACGCGGGAAGAAGUCGGAAACUACCAGAAAAAGUCCAUGGAGGAGAUGUGGGAGCGCUGCGCCUGCCGCAUCACGGAAGCCAUCCAGUACGUGGUGGAGUUUGCCAAGCGGAUGGGCAGCUUCAUGGAUCUGUGCCAAAACGAUCAAAUUGUGCUUCUCAAAGCGGGUGCCAUGGAAGUGGUUUUGGUGAGAAUGUGCCGUGCCUUCAAUUGUGAGAACCGGACAGUCUUCUUUGAGGGCAAAUUCGCAGGCCCAGAACUCUUCAAAUCCCUUGGCUGCAAUGAAUUGAUCAACUCCAUUUUUGACUUCGCUAGCAGUCUCUGUUCUUUGCACUUCUCCGAGAAUGAAAUUGCCCUUUUCACAGCACUGGUGCUAAUUAACUCAAAUCGUCCCUGGUUGCAAGAGAAGAGCAAAGUGGAGAGGCUGCAGAACAACCUGGAACUGGCCUUCAAGCACAUGCUACGCAAGAACCAUCGGGAAGGCAUCUUGGCCAAGUUGCCCUCGAAAGGGAAGCUUCGGAACCUUUGCUACCAGCAUAUGGAGAAACUGCGCUCUUUCCGUCAGAUGUACCCCAUCAUCGUCCACGCCGUCUUCCCCCCACUCUACAAAGAGCUUUUCAGCUCAGACUGCGACCCACCCCAGGGAACGGCAGGGGAGUAACCCCGCUGCAAGAGGAGGGCAGCACCCAGAGGUCUCCUCCCAUCUCUCUGCCUCUCUCCAAUUUGCAGUGUUGCCCUUUGGGGCCAACACUAGAGAACCCCUGGUGGGGGUGUGGGAGGGCAGGAGAAUCUGAGACCAAAAUUAAGAUCCUGCUUCCAUGCAUUCCUGUUUGAAGAGUUUGAUAAAGGAGCAGUUGGGCGGAGCGGAAUGCCUGGGGGAUGGUGAAGGGUUCAUCCCACUUCUGCCACCAAUUUUGGUACGUAAACCUGGAGUCACUUCAUACCUGAAGAGAAAGCAGGGCAAGCCCUCAAGACCCCCGCAUCGCAGCAACAGUAGGCUGUGGGGGGGGGGUGAGCAACAUUUACACAUUGCUUCUGAAGACGCUCAGAGGUUAGGUGCUGUUUGAAGCACAAAGUGUUAAUUAAGGGAGGGUCUUGUGGCCACAGGGUCCUCCUGAGAGGAGGAGGGUUUUUUCGGGGGGGGGGGGGGGUGUUCUCUGUGACGUGGUCUCAUUGGACGGGCAAAGUCCAGUUCGCUGCAGUUAAUACCACCGCCAAUACAGCUGACCUGGAGAGCCCAGAAAUACCUCAUUUUUGCUCACUUAGUGACAUGAGACUCAACCAAGCUGUCCUGUAUGUAUUCCCUUGCCCCUGAAACCGCGUUUUUAAGAAAUAAUAUAUUAUAUAUAUAUUAUAUAUAUAUUUUGUGGACAGAUGUGUUCUAUAUGAUAGAUCUCUAUUUUUAAGCCUGACCGCUUCUUUAUUUGAAAACGAAGGAGUCAUAAUUGCUCUCUCUCUCUUUUUCUCUGUGCCAGCAAACUGACUUCUUAUACUAGAUUCUAACAACCAGCAACUUCUGAGUAAUAAUAGUAAUAAUAAUAAUCCUGCUGCUUUCGCUUCAUUUAAAAAAGGUGUUGGAACCCAUUGAUCUCUUCCACCCAUUGAUCUGGAGGCACACUGUCUUCAGCAUUCGCUGAAGACAAUCCCAUGCAACGUUUAUUCAGCUGCUCCCUUCCCCACAACCACAGAUAUUAACAAGAUAUUCCCAACACUCAUAGCCCUGUCAGUCAAAAUGGUAACAUAGGAACCAUUUGCAAUUUGUUGUUGAUUGUUAAAACCUUAUCCACACUAGUUGUAGGGGGGUGGGGAGGAAAUGUCAUCAACAGAAUGUUGAUAAAUGGCACAACAUCUGUGAGCAAAGUGAGAGUUCAAUCCCUAAACUUUAAGGGAGGUUGUAGCCAAGAUGAAGAGGCUGUACUGUUGGCAAGAAGAGAAUAGAAUGCCAAGGAGGCUAUUAGAGGUGGCAUGUUUUGAGCUCAGCACCAUCCAAUUUUUUUAUUCUUUAAAAGCUCUCUCCUCUGCAUCCCCAACAGUAAUGAAGUUUAUGACUGUACUACAAGAUUGCAUUAAUUUUAUGCCAGUUUAAUUGGCAUGGCUUCCCCCAAUGAAUCCCAGGUAUUAUAAUUUGUUGAGAAGCGAAAAACUCAUCUUUCUGGAAAAAGAAAGCUAGAUUAUGUAAACAUUAUUUCUUUUCCUAGGGCAGUUGCUCAAUUUAAGAAAAGUUUGGUUGAUUUAAUUGUAUGGGGUUUCAGUCAACCAAUGUUACAUGCAUAUAUUUUGCAUAAGACUAAAACAACCCUUGUGAAGCAAAAAGCGAAUUCUUUGUUUUUAAAAUUCUGCAUGCUGCAGCCAUACAGUAUUAAAAAGAGGCAUUCCUUCAUGGGUGAGAGAGAUGGAAGAAUGCCUCUUCUAAGAUGCUGCCCACCAUCCAUGCCUUGGUAAGCACUUGCAUGACAGAGGAUCAGUUUUUAAAAAAUAAAAGCCCUGUGCUGCCCAAUCUAUCGGCAGCACUUUUUACAUUGAUCACAAGAAUCUUUAUCAACUAAUUCCCCCCCUAAAUUCUGCCAAUCAGUGAAGUACUCCAUAUGGGUAUUUAAAAAAAUAGAAAACAGUGUAGCAAUAUUAUAAAUAAAUUAGGGUGAAUGGAAUUGAUCUCUCUCUCGCUCUCUCUCUUUAAACAAAUUAAAUAAUUGGUUAAAAAUCUGGCAGUAUUAAUUAUAGUAAAAACUUAAAACAGAGAUUAGUCAUAAUAUUUUCCAAAUAGAUUCCGAUGACCUCGGAGUACACAUGAACACGAGUGUGCGUCCUAAACAGUUUGGGUUAAUAGGGUAUCUUUGUUUUUUUUCUUUUUCAUCCUCUUGUGUCCAUUUUUACUAUUCUGAUUAAUCUGAGAAAAUUCUGUACUUUCAUGAGAGACACAUGGUUUUUAUAUGAUGGAUGCUUUUCUUUUUGGAAUUUGCUAAUUUUGGGGGGGGGGGGACCCUUAAAAAUUGAAUGUAAAAUUUAAUGUAAAAGAUGUUGAAUGUAAUUUAGUGUUCUUUGAGAUCUCUUUAGCCCCGUAGGAAACCCGUUUCAAGGGUUCCUUUGUUGUUUCUUCUUUGUGGCAAAGAAAGCCCCACGUUGAGUUUCCUUCCAGUAAUGUUUGAACAAACCUUGUAGCCUUCCAAAUAUGGUGCUUCUAUAUAGGUGGGGUUUUCCUGUUCACACCAAUGGAUGUGAAUCCCAUAUCCAAAGCGUCCAUCUGUACUGAAACAAACUGGGAAGGCUUUAGGAAAAAUGGAGGCAUGUUUGCUUCACCAAGAAGGCUGGAAUAAAAAUGAAAUCGAUGGGUGCAAGUUGACAGAACUCCAUGUAUGCCAAAAAUCCCUGUUGGGGUGACUCGAAUAGCAUGCAAAUGCAGGUGUUUUAAAACAAACAUUCUAUACAAGUCCUUCUCAAAAAAGGCUCCUGAAUGUGAACGAAUCCUUAAAAAAAUUAGACUUCUCUUUUUAAAGCUGUUUUUGCACUGCUGGAUUUAUGAGGAAUUCUGUUUCCUCUGCCUCAUCUGGGCUUCUUGUUUUUGGCAAAUAUCCUGCACUUUAUUUCUCCUCAGCGUUAUGGGAUGCAAGGCUUCAGAGCGGUCCCACACCACGAGGGCUUGGGCCUAGCUGUAUGUUUGGCUUGGCUGUUGCCAUGGAAUCACAAAGUGGCCCCUUUCUUAGGUAGAAUCCUUCACAGUGGCCGUCUCCACUCUUGUGGCUUCCACCUGGCCAAGCCAGCCAUUUUGAGAGGGGAGAGGGAAGAAUGGCUUCUGUUGCUAAGCAACAGUAGGCCACACUCCAUCUUUGGGUCUGAUGCUGGAAGAUUAGGCAAAGAAAAAGCUGGAGAAGCCUGAAAGGGUAGAAAGAAAGGGAUAGAUAGGGACCUUGUUGAAGGCCAUAAGCCCCAGCUGUUCCUUCCAACACCAGUUCUGGGGAGGUCACAUCCCGGAGCCUGGCCUAGCUCUUUUAGAACACCUCAUGGAUGGACACCAUGUCCAUUCCAGGCGAAUUCAGGCCACAGUAUGGUCAGCAAAAUUUCUCAGUGGCAACAAAACUUGGAAAUUGAAGCUCUGGUUAGGGCUGCCAGCUCCAAGUUGGGAAAUUCCUGGAGAUCUUGGAGGUGAAACUUGGAGAAACCUGGAGAAAGUGGGGUUUGGGGAGGGAAAGGACCUUGGCAUGGCAUAAUUCCAUAGAGUCCACCCCAAAAGUAGCCAUUUUCUCCAGGUGAACUGAUCUCUGUGGCCUGGAGACCAGUUAUAAUUCUGGGAGAUCUCCAGCCACCACCUGGAGGCUGGCAACUCUAGCUCUGAUGAGUAUACAGUACACACCCUUCAUUUCUUUUAUGCCAUAUAUGUUUUUGGCCCAAACAAACGGUAAGAUCUCUAUUAGCCAGGACGAUCAAAUGGCACAAGGAAAAAGGAUUAACUCCUGUACCAUGGCCCCAGUCUACAUGGGGAGGGGGCUGAUAUCUGCAACAUAAAAGACAACAUGGGAUUCUUUGAUGGAUCUCCAUCGUUGAUCGUGUCUGGGCUGACCCAGCUUUCUCCCAUUGAUUCAGUAUUAUUGUAUUAAAUUAGACAUAUAGGGACAAAUGCACAGCAACAAAGAAAGGUAGCAACUAGCAAAAGAGGGGAGAUCCUUCUUAUAUCCUCUUCCACCUCCACCACUCCUUGGUUUGGCUAGAAUCUCGUUCAGCUAGAGGCAACAAUGAAAUUUUGUUGUCUUUUAGAUAGUCCUGAGUCACCCACCCAAAGGCAGCCUCCAUCUUGAAGCUGCCCCAGAUUUCCAUCCAGAACGCGAGACAAUCAGAAUCCUCGAACAAACCAUGCACCUCUCCCAAUGCUGUUGUCAACAACCCCUUUUUUGUGUGUUGCACGCUUGUUUCUUGAACAUGCAAACGGUUCAACGGGCCUGCAUAAACGAUGACUUGUUACGCCAAAACCAGUCCACCAGGCAUGUUAGGAUUGUAAAAUUUGGGUUUGGAAAUGCAUCCACUUUUGUGGCUUGCUUUAGGGAACCAGGUGUGUAUAUGUGUCAAGCACCGGGUUGCCAGGUCCAGGUUGGGAAAUUCCUGGAGAUUUUGGAGGUGGAGCUGGAGGGGAAAGGCCUCAGUGAGAUAUAAUGCCAUAGAGUUCACCCUCCAAUGCAGCCAUUUUCUGUGGGGGAACUGAUCUCUAUCGCUUGAAGAUCAGUUGUAAUUCCAGAUCUCCAGCCACCACCUGGGGCUGGCAACCCUACGAAGACGGCCGAAUGGUACCUGAUGUUCUGUGUUUGGCUUGCUGGGUGACCUCUUUUGUAGUCCUGCUUUAAAGUUUCUGUUGUCUUGUUUUUCUCUGUCACUAUCUCUUUUUAAGAAAAAGAAAACCUCUGCCAUCUUUGUUUUUUUAGAAAAAAAUCUGUUUGAAAUAUUUAAAUAGAUUUUUUGUCAUGUAAAUAUGUUUAAAAUGUAAUUUUAAAAACAAACUUUAGAGCAAUCAUUCUUAAAAGAUGUACAAUGGAAAAGUUUUAGGUUACUUUUAAUUUAAUUAAAUGACGGUGCAUAUUACGUGA